Messenger RNA from Bipolaris maydis ATCC 48331, 1707 nucleotides. Its product is annotated as transferase family-domain-containing protein. Gene Ontology annotation, molecular function: acyltransferase activity, transferring groups other than amino-acyl groups. Lineage: Eukaryota; Fungi; Ascomycota; Dothideomycetes; Pleosporales; Pleosporaceae. The record is from RefSeq and is a predicted model, not a curated record.
UAGACCUGCAAUUAUUAUUCCUAACAUGGCGGCUCCUACAUCAUCAGAAAUUCCUUCUAUUGUUCAUAUCGGCCGGAUAUUGCCGGAUCAACCUGCAAGCCGCGAAUUUACCUCCCCAUUAUCACUGCUAGAUGCAACAACCGCCAACUUCAGUCUCACUAGCGCUAUAUGGCUCCUGGACCGUCCGAAUAUUUCUCUUGCUCCAGAUGAUCUUACUGGCCACCUACGCGCAGCGUUUGGCGCAACCUUGAACGCAUACCAACAGUGGUGCGGAUUUCUAAAAAGUAUCAUUACCAUUGAUAGCAACAAACCUACUAGAGAAACGGCCCAUUUCCCAACGUAUGCCAGACGCUACGGUCGAGUUUACGUACACUAUGGGACAGUUGCAGACCCAGGAGUUGAAUUCGUGGAAGCAACAAGCCUAGCAACUGUGGACAGCCUGUACAGCGUUCACUCCGCGAAGAGGCGGCCUAUUUGGAACCGACUGGAAAACGAGGUCACACUUUCUUGUUUUGUACCGCAGACAGCUGUGGUUAAUGCGCUUCAACCGAAUGAGAAAGAUGCAAAUGGGUCAUACAAGCCGUGCAUGGCUGUACAACUUACCAGGCUUGCUUGCGGUGGCUUCGUGAUAGCUGCGAAGAUCGCCCACCCGCUUGCAGAUAUCACGGCACUUACUCUCUUCCGGCCUGAUAUUCUGGACGCUCAUGCUGCGGGUGACAUCAAUGCCAGCGAAGCUAAUCCUACUAUUGUGCAAGAUGCACUUGCCCUUCCACUGCAUAGAUACGACUGGUGGGCACCACCUAUGAAGCCUCCAUCUCAAUUUUCUGCGGAUCUGGCUCCAGCUGGUAAGCCGCUCCCUUGGGCCGAAUGGGAUACGCAAGCGAAGGUAGAACAGUAUACGAUUCAUUUGAGCCAGAAACAGAUCGACUUUCUAUGGCAAUCUGCAACGCAAGACAGCUCCAUCAUGUUGCCAGGACUGAAAGUAAGCAAGCACGACGCCUUGUUAGCCCAUAUCUGGUCGUGCGUGGUGCGCGCUCGUGGUCUUCAGGAGGAUCAAGGACCAGUUCAUUGCGAUCUCGUGCUUGGUACACGACCAGUACUCAAACUUGGUGCCGGCUUCAUCGGAUCACCUACCAUGAUGCUGAACAUUGAGUCUACUGCCUCGCAAGUCGCUAGCACCUCGCUCGGAAAGAUUGCACAGCGCAUACGCGAAACAUUGAUGACAGUCAAUGAUGAACAACGACUAGCGGCUCACCUCCACAGUAUCGCAUACGAAAAGUCGCCUCAACGGAUUUGGCAGGGUUUUCUAGGUCAGCGGCACAUCAUGGUGACAACCUGGGCCCGAGCGGGCAUGUACGAAGUCGACUUCGGGUUCGGGGCACUCAUUCGCUACGCCGAUGGCGUUGUACCAUGCUUGGACGGGUGCAUUCUCAUUAACGACGCGCCACCAACGAAUUCUACAUCGUCUUCAAACACAUGUCCAAGAACCUGGACAGAUAAUGGAGUUGAUGUAACGUUGCCAUUACUCCCUGAAGACAUGAAGCGCUUGUUGCAAGACCCGCUGCUUCUGCCGGAAGUAUAAAUUCUAGUCUAUUACUUUUACAAACAUGAACACCGUUCAAGCCUAUUGCUCUACAAUCUGAAUAAUUAUGUUGCUUUUUGAGUAGCAAACACACUUAUAUGUACAAUGACAGUCUGUGUCAAAAG